GGUGGAUUGACGACAUGUUCGGUGAGGUCUUUACGAGGGUUUAUCCCUAUUAGUCUCCAAGAUGCGAAAUUGCCACCGUUAUCCCCAGCCACCGCCCAAAACCAGAGUUACCAUAUACAUUCGAGAAAGUUUAGCCCACCCCCGUAAUAUAUUUAAUAUUACCCUUUUGAGUCAGGGGCUAUGUCAUCUUCUCAGGAAGUAUUGAAUAGGAGAGUCCUAUUCAUAUGUCAGCUUAGGGGUUGAGGUCAUAGUUUAACCUCAAAGGUAGCCAUUAAGCUCCAUGUCGCGAACUGGAACCGCAUGUUGGCACUGGAUCGAAUUAUGUUCAGAAACAGAGUAGCGACGGUAUAUUCCUUUUGAUCCGUAAGACUGGAGCUGAAGUGAUAGAAGCUUUAUGCUACCCAGUGCUUUUGUAUAAAUACCCAAGAACAUCCUCCAAUUCUAACUCAAUGUUCACUAUUAAGAAACUAACUUACUCAUACUAUUAUAACUAAGUCAACAAUACAGCCGACAAAAAUGAAGGCAUCGCUGCUUCUUAGCCUUGGCGCUCUAGCGCUCCCAGGAGUCACGGCAUCUCCGCUACACGAGAUCGAAUCGAGAGAAGGCUCCCACUCAUUCAUGGGCUCCAACUUGUACUUCCUUCCAGGUCUGUCUGAUCGAGACCAAGAUCAAUACAUCAACGACCUUUCCAGCUAUGGCGUCAAAGUAGUCCGCGUGUGGGUAAACCAACAAGCUGCGGGCCACUGUGAAAAAGGCAGUAACCUUGCGGUAAAUAUAGGGCCACUGGAGUCCGAGCUGGGCAAAUUCGACGACAAGACGCUGGAUGCCGUCGAUAAAGUCGUCAACAAGCUAGCCAAGAAGGGUAUCAAGUCUAUUAUUUCGCCCCACGAUGCAAACUCGCUUCUCGAUGACUAUCGAAGGGACGUAUACACCAAGUUUGGCAAGUCCGGAUUCUAUUCUUCGGAGGAUGCCAUCAAAGCCUACGACAAUCGAAUCGGCCAUAUUCUCAACUACAAGGGAGCCCACUCCGGCAAGGUAUGGAAGAGCUGGAGCGACGCAAUCAUGGCAUUUGACAUCCAGAACGAGCCCAUGUCGCCAGACCUUUCCGUCUGCAAGAAUAACGACCAGAAGAACUGGCUCUGCGGGCGCGCCAAGAAGCUCCGCAAUGUCCUGGGCGCCAACAACAAGAUCCAAAUCGCGACCGGAGGUAUCGGCGGUGACAUUUCGCACGACUGCACCUUCAUCAAGGCUGCCACGAAGUGCCCCGAGAUCGACCUAAUCGCCAUCCAUCGGUAUGCGGGCAGCCAGUCUAACAACCCCGGUCAAUGGUCUGGCGGCGCCAAAAACUGGGUCAAGCAGGCCGGCGGCAAGCUCAUCUUCGUCGAGGAAUGGGGAGUCAACACUGCCGCCAACAGCGCCAAGAGCGAGCUGCCUGCCCAAGCCAACGACAUCAAUAAAGUUGGUCUGCCAAACUUGUAUUGGCAAUUCCUCCCUAAGAAGGCCUGUCCCUACGACCCUAGACAGGAUUCCGGCGACCACUUUGGUAUCUUCGUCGAGGGCGACGUGGAUAUUGCUUCGGUCGUGAAGGGCGCUUCUAACGCCAAUGCUUUACAGGAUUGGUCGAAGGUCAUUGGAUAGACCAGACUUUUGGAUCUCGUAUCAACGCUUUGUUGGAUUUCCGUGAAGCCUUAGGAGAUAUUUCUUUAUAGAUCGUCGAGUGGCCUAUCUUGAACCACGCGGAUGUACAUACUUGUCAGAAUUUGUUUCUUGGUCUCUCGUUUAAACACUAUUACACACAGUUAGAACUUCUUAUGAUAGACUUUCCUUUGACCUCAUUAAGCAAUCUGGAUAAGAUUGGCACGCCGAAUAAGAGAGUUGCUUACCAUAUGUAGAUACCUAGGCUGGGAGGUAAACCCAAACCUGAUGCCGAAUCCCUAUCGUAUAGAUUAAUUCAAUGCGGGCGAGAGGACA
Messenger RNA from Daldinia decipiens, 1971 nucleotides. RefSeq names its product glycoside hydrolase family 5 protein. The record is from RefSeq and is a predicted model, not a curated record. NCBI's taxonomy places the organism in Eukaryota, Fungi, Ascomycota, Sordariomycetes, Xylariales, Hypoxylaceae. Gene Ontology annotation, molecular function: hydrolase activity, hydrolyzing O-glycosyl compounds. Bases 517 to 1638 code for a protein of 373 amino acids. The transcript is spliced from 5 exons.